Molecule: messenger RNA, 5234 nt
Organism: Phycodurus eques (leafy seadragon)
Lineage: Eukaryota; Metazoa; Chordata; Actinopteri; Syngnathiformes; Syngnathidae
Gene: smarcd3b
Product: SWI/SNF related, matrix associated, actin dependent regulator of chromatin, subfamily d, member 3b
Exons: 14
Coding region: 97-1632 (511 amino acids)
Biological process (GO): regulation of transcription by RNA polymerase II
Cellular component (GO): SWI/SNF complex; nucleus
Source: RefSeq, a predicted model, not a curated record
GGGAACCGGAGGCUGGCUGGCGAGGGAAAGACAAAAGAAGGAGAGAGGGAGCGCGUACGAGGCGGCGGGCUCCAGGCGAAGGGGGGACCGCAGCAAAUGGCCACGGAGGAGACGGCGGGGGGAGCCAGGAAAGCCACCAAGAGCAAACUGUUUGAGUUCCUGGUCCAUGGAGUGCGUCCCGGCAUGCCGUCUGGGGCGAGGAUGCCCCACCAGGGCGCUCCCAUGGGCCCCCCCGGCCCACCGUACGGAGGAAACCCGGCGGUGCGUCCCGGCCUGCCCUCCCCGGUGAUGGAGGCCAGCCGCAAGAGGCCCGCCCCUUCCCAGCAGGUCCAGCAGCAGCAGCAGCAACAGCAGGCCGUCCAGAGCCGGGCCAGAAAGAAGCCGCUGGGAUUCCCGGGAGCCAACGAGAUGCCGGCGAGACCGAUGGACAUGAGAGAGCCCCAAUCAGAUCCCACGCUCGGAUCCAACGCAAAGAGGAGGAAAAUGGCAGACAAGAUUCUUCCGCAAAGGAUCCGUGAGCUGGUCCCCGAGUCUCAGGCCUACAUGGACCUGCUGGCCUUCGAGCGCAAGCUGGACCAGACCAUCAUGCGUAAGCGGGUGGACAUCCAGGAGGCGCUCAAGAGGCCCAUGAAGCAGCAGAAGCGUAAACUGAGGCUGUAUAUCUCCAACACCUUCAACCCGGCGCGGCCCGACGCCGACGACUCGGACGGCAGCAUCGCGUCGUGGGAGCUGCGUGUGGAGGGAAAGCUGCUGGACGACCCCGGCAAGCAGAAGAAGAAGUUCUCGUCGUUUUUCAAGAGUCUGGUGAUCGAACUGGACAAAGACCUCUACGGACCCGACAACCACCUGGUGGAGUGGCACCGCACGGCCACCACCCAGGAGACGGACGGCUUCCAGGUGAAGCGUCCGGGAGACGUGAGCGUGCGCUGUACGCUGCUGCUGAUGCUGGACUACCAGCCCCCCCAGUUCAAGCUGGACCCCCGUUUGGCGCGCCUGCUGGGCAUCCACACGCAGACGCGCUCGUGCAUCAUCCAGGCGCUGUGGCAGUACGUCAAGACCAACAAGCUGCAGGACUCCCACGACAAAGAGUACAUCAACUGUGACAAGUACUUCCAGCAGAUCUUCGACUGCCCGCGGCUGAAGUUCUCCGAGAUCCCCCAGCGCCUCACCAACCUCCUGCUGCCCCCCGACCCCAUCGUCAUCAACCACGUCAUCAGCGUGGACCCCAACGACCAGAAGAAGACGGCGUGCUACGACAUCGACGUGGAGGUGGAGGACCCCCUGAAGAGCCAGAUGAGCAGCUUCCUGCUGUCCACCGCCAACCAGCAGGAAAUCGCCACGCUGGACAACAAGAUCCACGAGACCAUCGAGUCCAUCAACCAGCUGAAGAUCCAGAGGGACUUCAUGCUGAGUUUCUCGCGGGAUCCCAAAGGCUACAUCCAGGACUGGCUCAAGUCCCAGAGCAGAGACCUCAAGCUGAUGACGGACGUGGUGGGGAACCCCGAGGAGGAGCGCCGGGCGGCCUUCUACCACGAGCCCUGGUCCCAGGAGGCCGUCAGCCGCUACUUCUACUGUAAGAUCCAGCAGAGGAGACAGGAGCUGGAGCAAGCCUUGACGGUCCGCAACACCUAAACAAAGAUCCCCCCCCCCCCCCUCCUGCAGUCAGUCACGUGUGUGUCUUUAUGUGUGUAUCUUCAUGUGUGUGUCCGCAUUCUUGGAGUCGAAAGCGAAGACCUCCGCCAAGGUCAGAACGUUAGGUACACCAGCACUGAAUCAUGCUGAGUCGCUAAUAUUUUGUCCCAAUGUCAUGUAGCUAAAUAACCAAAAUAUUAGAAACACCUCUCAGUGUGACGCCAUCUUAUUGUGCGUAAUCUUUGUAAAGGUACCUAAUGGAGUGGAAUAAUUUCACACGCACACACAAAAUGCGGAAAUUGUCUCGCCCUCCCAAAAAAACGAAACAAAAACAAACAAUUCCUGGAACUCUGUCAAGUCGUUUUCGCUAAAAGUGAAGUGUCCUUGGCGGAGGUAAAAUGAAGCCGCGAGACCACAAUGAGGUUUUUGUACGUUCUUCGACACAAGUUCAAACUCAUCACAUGAAGAAUUCAGUUCAUCAAAAGGGAAUAGAACACAACAAGUGAGCUUUUUUUUUUGCGUAUUUGAAAUAUAAGGGUACAAUAUAUGCCUGUGUGUGCGUGUUACGUAUUAAUCACACCAGCAAAGUUACUGGUUGCAGCUAUCACACACACACACACACACACUUUUUUUUAGUUCUUCCGAAAUCAAUCAUCACACUUCCGAAGUGUCACGUUUAAGUAUUGUCGUCGCAAACAUGAAGUCACCCGUCAGUGUUAUGCAAAUCAGUUGAAGUAUGGAUCGUCGUCGACCAAUCACGAGGUGGCGAGCGCGCCCGCCGGCUGCCGUUGCGCCACCGUGGUGUUACCAAAGUCAUCGCAUCGCUCACGCAGAAAUGGACAAACACAAGCUGGAUCCCCCCCCCAAUGAGAAUUGAUGAAAUGUGAACAUGCCAACAGUCGCGAUGCUAACAUGUAGCAAGAUGGCAACCUGAGUAUUGUGUGUGUGAAUUUUGGAUUAUCAAGAGAUGUGAAUGUAAAUACGUUUAUCGUUUGUCGUCAUCACGUCUGACGGUUCUUUGAAACGUAAAAUGGUGGGACGCCAGACGCUCCAGACGUCUCCACCUUUUUCCAUGAACUCACCUUUCACCUUUUGUGUGUUUUUUUUUUUUUUUUUUAAAGAACGAAGACACUUGACUUGUAUGUAAAUGUGGUUGUGUCCCACGGAGGUUUGGUGUUUGAAUGCGGCAGACGUUUUCCUUUUUUUGCACUGUGCUGUAAAUUGUCCUCCUCCUCUUCAUUGUCAUCACGGGCGACACAUACGUCACACACACUCUUCUUCACCUUGGCCUAUGCAUGCUCCGUGGAUCAAACACUAGCUGUAAAUAUUUAGAUACAAUACACGCAUACAGUAUGUACGGUUUGCUUGCUUGGUCAACAUGUACCAAGGAGUACUGUAGGGCCACGCCAAAAAGAAAAUUAUAGUAUGAGAAUAAAGUCGUGUUUUGUUUAGGUUUUUUUAUUUUAAAAAAAAAAAAAAAAAAAGUUGUUUUUCUGGGGAAAAAAAACGCGUAAUAUGACAGGAAUAAAUUUGGAAUUCUUUCGAGACUAAAAUCAUACCCACCCACCCCACCCAAACAAAAUCUUUAUUUACGAGAACAAAGUCGUAUCUUAGAAAAAGGCGAAAUACGAAAAAAAAGUUUAAAUUAUUUUGGAAAUAAAAUUGUCUUUUCUAGAAUAAAGUGCAAAGUUUCAAAAAAUGAAGUUGUGCUUUUUAAAGAAAACGUGAUAAUCUUCAGUUAGAUUGUUUUACAAAUAAUAUUGGAUGAUUAAUUAUUUCAACAACAAAAAAAUGCAUAAUAUUUCAGGAAUGAAGUUAUAUUUUUCAAGAAAACAAAGUGGUUAUUUAUGACAAUAUAGUGGUACUUUUUCAAGAAAGAGUUGCAAUCUUACAGGAAUAAAGUUGCAUUUUUCUGAGAGUAAAUUCACGUUUUUCUGAAGGGGAAAAGGUAAAGAAGUAGAUUUUUUUCAAAUAAUGUACUUUUUCAAGAACGGAGUCGUAAUCUUACACAAAAUAAUGAUCAAGGUGUGUGUUUUUUUCUAGAAAAAAAAAAAAGCAAGGCAAGAUUAAAGCCCAAGAAUUUCUAUAAAAAAGGCCAAAUCCCGCAACAAUUAAACUGUACGUUUCAAGAAAAGAAAUUUGAAUCUUAUGGUAAUAAAGUUAGUUGCAUUUUCUGAAAAUAAAGUUGCGUUAUUUUCACAAAAAAAAGGUAUAAUGUUAUGAGACUGCAGGCAGAUUUUUUUUUCUAGAAAAAAAACCGAAUUUUAUGAGUGACGCACUUUAAAAAAAAGUAAUUUUGUGGGGGAAAAAUAUUGCAUUUUCUGAGAAUAAAGUUUUCCUUUAUUCAAGAACAAAAGGCAUAAUAUUACAAGAAUAAUCAGUCGUUCAAUAAAUAAAUAAAAAGCCUAUAAUAUUACGAGAAUAAAGUUGUAUUUUUUUUCAAGAAUUAAGUUUUUUCUCAGGAAGUAUAAACUUAGUAUUAUGAGAAAGCAGUUGAUUUUUUCCCCCAGGAAAAUCUUGUGUUAAGUCAUAUAUAUAUACUGUAUAUCUUUUUUUUUUUUACAUAUCUUGAAAAAUUCAACUUCAUUCCUAUGGGAUUAAGUGUACAUCUUUAUGAAUUACGAUUGCAACUUUGUAUAUUCUAAAAUACACUUACUUAUAAUUUUUUUCUUGAAAAUGUACAACUUCUCACAACCUUACAACCUUUCUUCUAAAAAAAGGACUUUACACUGGUGCUAUAAUUUCUUUUCAGUGUGGCCCUCACUCUUUGUAAAAAAAAAAUAAUAAUAAUAAUAAUAAUUUUAAUAAUUUUAAAAUGCCUUCUGUAAUUUUUUUGCCAAAAAACAAUCCAAGCUGAUAACCUGAGCUACCAGCAAAGCAGUCUAACUGUGUUUUCUUACUUAGGACAAGUUAGAGGAGAAGCAUUAAUAAUUAACCAUUCGUCGUCUUACAGCUGCUGACUCAUUAGCGCCCUCUUGUGGUGUCGGGAAGACUCGCACCGUCUCUUCACGAAAUGUUCUCAAACGCGUCCGCUCGCUUCCUUUGCAUGUUUUUCUUUUUUCUAAGCGAGGCUGCUCCUCACUUGUGUUGAACACAAAAAAACAAAAAUAGAUGAUUUUGAGACUAAAAAAAAAAAAAAAAAAGAAAAAAAAAAGGAGCAAAAGGGACAACAGCUGUGACCUUGUGUGACGGACUGGAUGUAAAUAAAGAAGCGCUUGCCAAAGUUUGUAAAUGCCACAACACGUCUUUAGUGUUUUGUGUGUGUGUAUUUUAUUAUAUACAACGUAUAGCCGUGUCCCAAAUUGGGACAAGUCUUCAAAUGGUCAAAAGCUUGAUCCUGGAAUUAUCACUAGACAGAUUGUCAUUUUAAAAAACUAAAACCAAGUAAUGACUGACAAUGCUGAACUGAAUUUAUAAUGGAGUCCAAUCCUUGACUACAACGCCACUGUUUAAAAACAGCCUCCAAAUGGUCCAAAGUUUGAAACUGGAAUUGUUACUCGACGGAUCGUCAUUUCAAAACAAACCAGCUAAUGCUGCAUUGAAUUUAGAACUGUGUCCAAUUCAUGAGUUCCAUUACAUGUUCACUUCCCAUUAGCGUCAAA